This is a messenger RNA of Sycon ciliatum, 2286 nucleotides long. Its product is annotated as protein O-glucosyltransferase 2-like. The transcript is spliced from 9 exons. The record is from RefSeq and is a predicted model, not a curated record. The coding region runs from base 21 to 1673 and encodes 550 amino acids. Gene Ontology annotation, molecular function: glucosyltransferase activity. Gene Ontology annotation, cellular component: endomembrane system. Lineage: Eukaryota; Metazoa; Porifera; Calcarea; Leucosolenida; Sycettidae.
UGAGUUUGAGCGUGUAUUUCAUGCUGUUCUUGUUCUCUUUCUUGUCCGUAAUGUUGUUGAUUGCAUUGUUCAGAAUGCUCUCACUUAGAAGUGGACGCUGCUUUCGAAGGAAAGUGGCGAAUGGAGAAACUCUUCUUCUGCUCGCAUCUGUGCUGGCAGUGUGUCGAUUCGUGCCCGUCGAGACUGUGCAGCCCGAGGAGAAUGUCGAGCCUGCAGAUACUCCUGCGAGUGAGAGCAUCAUCAUUAGUCCGCAGUCGCAUAUGUGGGGCCCUGGCCUGACAUCAGCACGCAGCAACACCCCUGUGAGGUAUUUCUUCGUACAUGCCGUGCAACAAACAACCGGUGAAAACUUUACUGCAUCGCCGGGCGCGAAAAGUAUUUUCGUUGAUUUCCUGGACGGCACGGACACCCACACCGGAGUACACUAUGAGGUGUUUGAUCGACGUGACGGCUCACUAGCGGUUCGUUACCGUCUCUAUCGCAGCUACAAGCAGCUGCGGAUAGUCGUGAGGAACGUGGAAAAUGAGUGGAUUGGAUCGUCUCCGUACAUCCUUGAUAGCGUUGAGAGUGAGAAUUGCUUUUGUCCAGCACCACUGGAUGCAUUCAAGAUGUCGUUUCGUUGCCCGCUGGAAGGAUAUGAGCAGAUUAAGGUGGACUUGUCUCGCUUUGGUGAUGUCAAUUUGACGCAAACCAUCCCCGAGACGAUAUCUCGCUUCUCCGAUGCUCGCGGGGCGUGUUUUGCGCACUAUUCGAUCAUCAACAACAAGCUGUAUGCCAAGGUACACGGCCCUCACACCGGCUUCCGCAUGUUCAGCGAUGCUUUCCUAUCUUCACUCGUCAGAAAGGUAAAACUGGCGGAUGUGGAGUUCAUCGUUAAUCUUGGUGAUUACCCGCAAGAGAAGCGACUACACAGUGCUGACAAGCUACCUGUGUUCAGCUGGUGCGGCUCGACCGAGUACGCUGACAUCGUCAUGCCAACGUACGACGUAACCCAGGCAACCGUUGAUAGCAUGUCAAGGGUUCACGUGGACAUGAUCUCCAGUCAGUCUCGGCUGGAAACUGGUGACUGGGAGCGGAAACUUCCCAAGGCAUUCUGGCGUGGCCGUGAUAGUAGACAAGAGAGGCUGGAUCUUGUCAGGCUGGCGAAGCAACAACCCGAUCUACUGGAUGCCGGUCUUACAAACUUCUUCUUUUUCCGCGAACAGGAAGAGGAGCUUGGGCGAGUACCGUACGUCUCGUUCCAAGAAUUCUUCAACCACAAGUACCAGAUCAACCUUGACGGGACCGUGGCCGCAUACCGCUUUCCCUGGCUGUUGGCGGGAGGCUCAGCCGUGCUCAAACAAGACUCUCCCUACUAUGAACAUUUCUACAAGCACUUAGAAGCAUGGACACACUAUGUGCCCGUAAAGCGUGAUCUCAGUGACUUGCUCAAGCAGAUCCAAUGGCUGAAAGAGAAUGAAGAAAAGGCCAAGGAGAUAGCGCGAAAUGGCGUUCAGUUUACUCGGGAUCACCUCAUGCCGGAGAGCAUCUACUGCUACUACGCACUGCUCUUUCAGCAAUACGCUGACAAACUGAGAACGCCUGCGACUGUUCGUGAUGGCAUGGUCGAGGUGGAGCAGCCCAAGUCCACUUGUGAUUGUAAUGAGAAUUCAAGCCCCCGUGAUGAGCUCUAACCGUGAGACUAACUUGGCUACGAGUAAUGGCUAGUACCAUGGCAGGCAAGGGCAGCGCAAGACAUGGAGUACAGGGGCAGACCCCUGACUCUCACCCUGCUCGCUGAGGUAGCUUCGUCAUGCAGUGCUCAGCAGUUUAGUGAUAAUGCUUGGAAUGCUCGCUGCGGCAACGGCUCACGAACAGAGGUAUGCUUUCAGCCGGGCACCAAUUUAGUGAAAGCUUCUAACAUGCUGCUCAAAGAUGAUGUGCGGAAUUCAGAAUGCUGUCAGCUCUUCAAGAUCAGGUGAUAAUCUACUUGCUGUGGAGAAACGUAGGACGGUAGGUGGCAGCUGGGCGUCACUGGUAACCUUCCUGCACUGGAAAGUUCCCAGCAGGUUCUGGGAUCCUCUCUGUAGGUGCACUUACUGUGACUUAGGCACGGUAGCCCAUACUGUGUGUAGUCAAGUGCAUGUACCCACCUCUACACACCAUACAUGUAUGUACCUCUACACACCAUACAUGUGUUUUCAGUAAUAGGUUUAGACUUCCUUUAUGAGUCGGUAGGAAUCGAGGAAUGAAGUCGGUGACUGUUGCUUGUAUCUGUGCUGCUAACAUAUAAUUCUACUAACACUA